GAAUUAGUUGUGCAUUGGCUGCCGAACGUGAACGCGAGAGCAGAUGAAUUCAGUGCCUCGAGUGGUCGGCAGAACGCGUACCCACAUAACCUAGGGGCCCCCCAGUCAAGUAAAAUCCAAAUAGAAAACAGCCCGAAAUUCAACAAUUGUUUGGCGAGCCAGCCGAAAUGUUUGCCCAACUCAAGUUUGGCCAAUACAAACAGUGAACGGGUCGCGUAGUCCGACGUAGUCCAAACAACGUAAGCGCAACACGUGCACGAAAUUUUCAAUAACGGUUAAAUGCAAUUUGCUGCUGAAAUGAAAAACGGGUGGAAAAACUGAGCACUUGCCUUUAGCAACUAUGUACGAACAGGAGUGCGCCAGUGUUGCCACAAAGUGUUGAACGUGCUUUUGCGAUGAUGCCGUUUCGCAGGACGAUUCGAUCAUUAUAAACCGCAAUCCAUAUUUGUGCACAAACACAACGCUUCCAAAACGAAGGCCAAUACACACAAAUCUCUUCCAAGCACAAGGAUUAACAAGGACAGUCGAAAAACCUAAAAUAAGAAUUCGCCACCAUGCUGUUAAUCCGAAAAACCGUCGCAUCCGUAGCCACUUGCGCCAUAUUAUUGCUGCUUGUCUAUGUGAAGGGGCAUACCUUUGCACUGGCCACAUCCCGCCAGGAUGUGUCCCAAGAAUCCGACUCCACGCUCAAUGGUACCAGUCUCCAGUCCAGCAUUGAACAAAUUCGAAGUCGGCAAAAGCGCGCUGUCGAGGAUGUCACCGAUGACGAUGAAGAGGUCAUCACAAGUCAGGUUAGAGGAGGUAGGGAGGCUAGUGAAAUCGGGACCUGUUCUGAGGGUCUGGUGCUGCCUCUGUGGAUGCCCCAGAGCCCCAUCACAAGUGGUGAUCGUGCCAUACGCGGCUUUGUCUACUUUAUGCUGAUGAUCUAUUUGUUUGUGGGCGUGUCUAUCAUAUCGGAUCGCUUCAUGGCGUCCAUAGAGGCUAUCACCUCCAUUGAGCGCAACGUGACCGUCAAAGGUCCCAAGGGUGAGAAGCAAACGAUGCGCGUACGCAUCUGGAACGAAACUGUGGCCAAUCUAACGCUCAUGGCGCUCGGCUCGAGCGCCCCAGAGAUUCUACUCUCCGUGAUCGAAAUCUAUGCCAAGAAUUUUGAGAGCGGCGAUCUGGGUCCGGGCACAAUUGUCGGCUCCGCCGCCUACAAUCUGUUUAUCAUCAUUGCCCUCUGCAUGGUGUUGAUACCGAAGGGUGAGACGCGACGCAUACGUCAUCUGCGGGUGUUCAUGGUGACGGCCAGCUUAUCGGUGUUAGCCUAUGUCUGGCUGUGGGUCAUUCUCUCGGUCAGUUCGCCGGGCAUCGUUGAGGUCUGGGAGGGUCUGGUCACGCUCAUCAUGUUCCCCUUGACGGUACUAUGGGCAUACAUUGCGGAACGCCGCUUGUUGGUCUACAAAUACAUGGACAAGAACUAUCGGAUGAAUAAACGAGGCACAGUCGUUGCUGGAGAGCACGACUCGGUCGAGAUGGGUGGCGAUGAACCGAAACGUUUGGUCAAUAUUAAUUCGAGUGCAAAUGCGUACAAUGAGGCGCGAUUGGAGUAUAUACAGCUGCUGGCGGAGCUGCGACAGAAAUAUCCAGAUGCUGAUCUGGAUCAGCUGGAAAUGAUGGCACAGGAGCAGAUGAUAUCGCGCGGCAAUAAAUCACGUGCCUUCUAUCGCAUCCAGGCCACACGCAAACUCAUCGGCAGCGGGAAUCUGAUGCGUAAAAUUCAGGAACGUGCACACGACGAUCUCACCCAGGUAAAGGCUCAACUUCAUCAAUUCAGCGAUGAUGACGAUGAGCCUACACGCAUCUACUUUGAGCCCGGACAUUAUACGGUCAUGGAGAAUUGCGGUGAGUUCGAGGUGCGCGUUGUCCGACGCGGCGAUAUAUCCGGCUACUCCAAGGUCGAGUUCGAGACACAGGACGGCACUGCCUCGGCCGGCUCUGAUUAUGUUGGCAAAAAGGGGGCACUCACCUUUCCACCGGGCGUCGAUGAGCAGCGCUUCAAGAUCGAAAUCAUCGACGAUGACAUCUUUGAGGAGGAUGAAUGCUUCUACAUACGCCUGUUCAAUCCAUCCGAAAAUGUGAAUCUUGCAGUGCCACAAAUUGCCACCAUCAUGAUAUUGGACGAUGAUCAUGCGGGCAUCUUUGCCUUUGCCGAUUCCCUGAUCGAGGUAUCCGAGUCUGUUGGCGUCUAUGAUCUGGCCGUCAUGCGCUAUUCCGGCGCCCGCGGCACCGUUAUUGUGCCCUAUUGGUCCGAGGAUGUUACGGCAAUUGGUGGCCGGCACUUCGGUGAAGUGCGCGGCGAGCUGAUCUUCGAAAACAACGUAUCUGAGCAAUAUAUAUCCAUACCAAUAUUGGAGGAGAGCAAAUAUCAGAAGGAUGUCAAAUUCAAGAUGCAUAUUGGCGAACCGCGACUGGCGCCAGAUUCCGCUCACUACCAUGACACAAAUCAGGAAUCAUUUUUCAAUCGAUUUUUUGAAAAUCACACUGGAGAUCAUACUCACGAUGAACUAUUAGAGAAAAUCAAGGAGGCGGAACAAAAGUCACCCAAAGAUCUAACGGAACUGGAACGCAUCCUGCUGAUGAGCAGGCCACGAAAUGGAGAGCUGACCACCACAUACAUACGCAUUCGUGAGAGCCAGGAAUUCAGGGCUACUGUGGACAAGCUUGUCGCCCGAGCCAACGUUUCUGCCGUGCUGGGCACAUCCUCGUGGAAGGAGCAGUUCAAAGAUGCGCUCACCGUUGUGCCAGCGGAUGAGAGUGAGUUUGAUACCGAUGAAGAUGUGGAGGAGGAUGUACCAAAAUGCUUUGACUAUAUAAGCCAUUUCGUUUGCCUAUUUUGGAAGGUGCUCUUUGCAUUUGUGCCGCCCACAGACAUAUGCGGCGGAUAUGUCACCUUCGUUAUUUCCAUAUUCGUUAUUGGCGUUCUCACGGCCAUCAUCGGAGAUGCAGCCACCUAUUUUGGCUGUGUGCUCAACAUCAAGGACUCGGUAACAGCCAUUUGCUUUGUGGCCCUGGGCACCAGCAUACCAGAUACAUUUGCCAGCAUCAUUGCGGCCAAACAGGAUGAGACAGCCGACAAUUGCAUCGGAAAUGUGACGGGCAGCAAUGCGGUCAACGUGUUCCUCGGUAUUGGCCUGGCAUGGUCCAUUGCCUCGAUCUAUCACAUGGCGAAUGGCACAACGUUUAAUGUGGAGCCGGGCACCAUUGGCUUCGCUGUGGCGCUCUUCUGUGGCUCGGCCGUCAUCGCUGUUGGCGUCAUGAUGUAUCGACGUGUUAAUAAAUCCAUACGCGCCGAGCUGGGUGGACCCAAAACUUCUAAGUGGAUACAUGCAUCUAUUUUGAUAUCCCUGUGGUGUAUUUAUCUAGUCGUGAGCACACUGGAAGCGUACGAUAUCAUACAGAUAUAAAGCAGCCCAGACCCCAACAAACACUCACACACACACACACACACACACACACACACACACACACCUACACACCCAUUUAGAAUAGCUGUAGCGAAGCCGUAACAAUAAUCAAAA
Molecule: messenger RNA, 3563 nt
Organism: Drosophila virilis
Lineage: Eukaryota; Metazoa; Arthropoda; Insecta; Diptera; Drosophilidae
Gene: Calx
Product: sodium/calcium exchanger 3
Biological process (GO): sodium ion transmembrane transport; cell communication; calcium ion import across plasma membrane
Cellular component (GO): postsynapse; sarcolemma; axon
Molecular function (GO): calcium:sodium antiporter activity
Source: RefSeq, a predicted model, not a curated record